Molecule: messenger RNA, 771 nt
Organism: Linum tenue
Lineage: Eukaryota; Viridiplantae; Streptophyta; Magnoliopsida; Malpighiales; Linaceae
Source: the annotation of a GenBank genome assembly
AUGACGAGACUCAACCAUUCCUCCCGUCAUCACCUUUAUCUUCCGCAACUAGCAGCCACACCGCCGCCGCCGCCAGCUCCUUGUUCGUACUCGUGGGAGGAGCAGGCGUUUGCAGAGGACGCGGCAGGAGGAGUGGGAGGGUGCAUAUGGCCGCCGCGGUCCUACUCGUGCAGCUUCUGCGGGCGCGAAUUCAGGUCCGCGCAGGCCCUCGGCGGUCACAUGAACGUCCACAGGCGGGAUCGAGCCAGGCUCAAACACUCUCCCAGUCCCACAACGGCUCCUCAUCCGCCAUCUUCGCUCGCUCGCCAACUCCAACUUGCGCCCGCCGCUUGUAGCCCUAACCCUAGCCCCGAUCCACCACUACGCUCUCCUAGGGUUUCCGCCGACACCAACAGCUGCUCCGACAAGUCCUUCUUCCCUUCAGCACCCCAAGUUGGUAUGGAGGAAGAAAUCUACACUAAGAGGAGGAGAUGUAGCAAUCCAAGAUCGGAUUUGUCGGCGGUGAGCUUGAAUUUGGUGUUUCGACGAGGCAGUCACCUCACGAAAGAGAAGGAAGAGGAUGAGAUGGUUGCGGCGUCCAUGGGUUUGGCGUCCAUGUUAAGUGGGCUGGCACGACGUCGUCAAGAGGUGGUGCUUGAAAUGAUGAAGACUAAUCCUCCUCCUGCUGCUCCAGGUGCUGCUUCUUGUUUGAGAGAGGAGUCGGAGUUGGAGUUGGAUCUGGAACUCCGCCUCGGCCUUGGAGAUCGGCCGCCUAAGGUAAACAGUAUUUAG